Messenger RNA from Arachis duranensis, 1223 nucleotides. RefSeq lists its product as uncharacterized. The transcript has 5 exons. The record is from RefSeq and is a predicted model, not a curated record. Bases 26 to 394 code for a protein of 122 amino acids. NCBI's taxonomy places the organism in Eukaryota, Viridiplantae, Streptophyta, Magnoliopsida, Fabales, Fabaceae.
CACUGAUCUUAUCAACACUGCCGCUAUGAUUGGGUCAAUGGUUGCUUCAAAGCUGAUGGCUCCGCGUAUAUGGUACUUCCCAUCUAACUUUGUUGAUGAGGUCCUCAACGAUGCUCAUAUGGAUCGGUUGGAGGCUGCAUACACACUAUCUUGGAUGCCAGAAAUGAAUGAUCUCCACUAUGAGCCAGCAGACGUGUGGUAUUUGAUGAUUCUUGAUGCUAAGGAAGUAAGGGUGUAUGCCUUUGACGGGAACAAAACCCCCAAAAGCAUUAUUAGAAGAGAGGCCAACAUGACUCGCAUUGUGAAUAUAGUUUGUCGCGCUUUAGGGAAGUUGGUCAUGUUGAAUUGGAAUCUGCUCAACCUUAGGCAUGGCACCCCAAAUCUGGCAAAUUAGGGCAAGUUCCACUGCCCAGCUGGUCUGCCGAUGAAUGUCGACAGGUAUGUUGAAUAUCCCAUUGCACAUCCUCUCACACCCAUAGUUUUGUUGUUCAAUACUUACAUGUUGUAUUAUUGUUUGACAUUUUGUUGCUGCAAACUGUUAAAUUCGAAUCCUUGCCAAUGAAUUAUUCUGUUAUCUGUUGUUUGAUAUUCUGGUUGCAAGGUGGACACUGCGGUUUGGUGCCUUUAUUGGCUCCUCUACAAAGGUGGAAUCAGUCCGAAGAUCUUCAAUUCGAUGGCCAAUGCCGAAACGGUUAGGAUGAAGUCACUGUCAAGAUAAUUCAGUUUGUUGGGAACGAGGAAGGAGGAUUGGUGGAUGUUUGGUCGCAACUGAACUGGUUGGAUGUCAUAUCUUUCAACUACUGCUACCAUAUAUCCAGUUGUUGUCAUUUAUAUUAUUUUGGGAAAAAUUUCGAUUAAGUAUAUAUGCCGCUGUUUAUUUUGGUAGUUUGAGUAAAAGCUGAUGACACCAACUUGUUGCUCCUUGUGCCUCUAGACUAAAGGCCCCUAUGAACCACCUUAUUAAUUUUGUUUGGUGAGGUUUAAUACAAGCUAGAACCUCAUAGUCCUGUUUAUGUCAAUAGUAUCAUGGAAGACACUUCAUGUGUCAAGUAUAAAGUUUAUUAAGUUGUACCUAGAAAAUCAACUGCUCCUACAGCAACUAAACCAAGUCUGCCCAUGCCCUGGGUGAUUGGCCUUAUUUUAGUUGUGUGAGGCUGAAUCUCCAUGUACAGUUUUCAUAUGUGAAAAACUUAUGAAAUGUUGCUUGGUAUUACGUAUUUCAA